Messenger RNA from Akanthomyces muscarius, 1107 nucleotides. RefSeq lists its product as uncharacterized. NCBI's taxonomy places the organism in Eukaryota, Fungi, Ascomycota, Sordariomycetes, Hypocreales, Cordycipitaceae. Bases 1 to 1107 code for a protein of 368 amino acids. The transcript has a single exon. The record is from RefSeq and is a predicted model, not a curated record.
AUGGCUACGACUGUUACUUCUGCUGCUACUGCUGCUGCUACCACGACUAGUCAGCGUAGCACUUUUCGCCGCCUCGGCGAUCGAAUCAUCCGCAUCGUGAACCCCAGCGUCGAGGAGCCCCUCGAACGCCGCGAGUACACCCGCGCCGAGAUCCGCACCUUCCAGGCCCAGCUCGCCGCGACGGGCGUGGACCUUGGCAGCGGCCGCUACCCCAGCCCUCGCAGCGUCGCCUUUCGCGGCCCCGAGGACUUCAUCGCGGACCGCCCCUGGCGCAACGGCAUGUUCCUUGACCUCCCACGCACCCCAAUCGCCUGGGAGGAGAGGGCUCAGCACCAGCACCAGCAGUACCAGCGCCAGCAGCGCCAGCACGCCGCCGCCGCCGCCGCCGCCGCCGCCGCCAACCAGUCCGCCUACGAGCGCCGCCAGCACGCCUACGAGCGCCGCCUCCGGCUCCCCCCCGUGCGCCACGCCACGCCUCCCCAGCCCCUCUCGCAGCUGCAGAGGCUGCAGCAGCUGCAGCGACAGAGGCAGCAGCAGGCCCAGCAGCAGCAGAGGCAGCGGCUGAUGGUGCAGCAGGAGUGGGAGGACGACCACGAGGCCCGCGCGAUGGCCAUGGUCAUUGCCAACGUCAACUGGGACGACGAUCGCCUCUUUGAGCGAGCCCUCUCCGUGACCACCACCAACUCGGACGCCGGGUGCGCGAUCCGCAUCGGCCCGGCCCCCGGCACCGCGGACUGGGACAACGACACCAGCUAUCAGCGGGCCCGCCGCACGACUUCCAUCGCCGAGUCCGAGCAGCAGCAGCAGCAGCAGCCCGGUCGAGGGCCUGCCACCCCCGCCACGCCGCCCAACCUCUGCUACCUCUCGACGCCCGCCUCCGAGUCCGACUCGGACGACUCGGACACCGAGUACGUCAACUCGGAGGGCAUGCCGUUCCCCAAGAUGGACAAGGAAGGGCUCUCGGCGGAGGACGCCGAGUACGCCAGCUCGGCGUCCAGACCCUUCCCCAAGGUCCCCAUGGGCGAGCUCUCAAAUCAGAGGGAGCAUCUGGUACGAAUGCAGCAGCGCAAAAGAAUCGUCGUCACCAACCCAGACCCAAUUCAUUGA